Salvelinus namaycush (lake trout) is the source of this 6599-nucleotide messenger RNA. RefSeq names its product solute carrier organic anion transporter family member 5A1-like. NCBI's taxonomy places the organism in Eukaryota, Metazoa, Chordata, Actinopteri, Salmoniformes, Salmonidae. The transcript has 10 exons. Gene Ontology annotation, cellular component: membrane. The record is from RefSeq and is a predicted model, not a curated record. The coding region runs from base 561 to 3209 and encodes 882 amino acids. Gene Ontology annotation, molecular function: protein binding. Gene Ontology annotation, biological process: sodium-independent organic anion transport; transmembrane transport.
AGUGAGUCAGAAUGUAAAGCUACAGACAGGGAUGACGAUAUCUUUGUCUGGUGCAAUUUUAUAACGGCCGUCAAAUGGGUUUUAAAUGGGACCUUUAAAUGAAGAAUCAAGGGCCCUGCUAUUGCUUAAAAUCGUCAGGGGAUUCCAGGGGGAGCAUGUCAACUCUGCCGUGUCAUCGACCCAAGUCUAUUUUCUUUCUGCUUGACUCAAAACACCAACAUCCUCUACCGCCUCAGCUAACGGCUAGUGAUGGUGAGCAUCUGCAGCGGCUAAAGGCAUGACAGACAAUCUACGACACCAGAGGCCUCGAGCUCUAGAAUCAGAUGCUGGCAGAGCACAAGGGUUCGCGAGAUAAACAUAGAGGCAGUGCAAAGAUAAGCCGAUGCAGAAGCCAUUAUCCCUUAUUUUCUCACUUUUAUUGGGCCUGGCUUGCAGCCCGAAGCUGUUUUUUACUGGAUGAAAUGUGUAUAUUAUAGUGUAAGUGGUGUCAGCUAUUGAACGCAGUGACUGGACUUUUAAACCUACUCUUGUGAGUUCAGCCAGCUCAUCAACAAAACACAAUGGCAUCUGAUGACCACAAGGAGACAGAGAAUGACCUGUCAGAACCCCUUCAAGCGGAUGAUGAGUUAUUGAGUCAGUAUGAGGAGGAGGACCCUGCUAGCAUUAACUUCAAAUCCAAAAGUUUACCUGCUCUGAAUGACUCAGGCCAGCAAAGCAAGUCCUUGUUGGCCAAGUCUAUGCAGCAGCAGGUGUCAAUAACUGAGGAAAAGUGCGCUGAAUUAAUCCAACUCCCACAGAGGAUCAACCUGAACCAACCUCUACCUGAAUCCUCCACUAGGACUAAUAUUAACUAUUCCCCUUCCAGUUCUAGUGUGGUGGGGAUGAGUAGUUCAUUUAACACCGAGACACAGGUGAGCAAGCCCAGGAGUAAAAACCCAACGAGGCAAGGCUUCCUCACCUCGAGGUUACACCUGAUGCGUUUACCCACUAGGAAAUACAUUAAUGCAAUUCUCGAAGACUCUCGCUGUUUUUUAUUUUGCAUGUGCUACCUGACAUUCAUCCAGUCACUGAUGGUGUCUGGCUACCUUAGCAGUGUCAUCACCACCAUAGAGAAGAGGUACAGCCUCCGGAGCUCUGAGUCCGGCCUGCUCGUCAGCUGCUUUGACAUAGGCAGUCUGCUGGUGGUGGUCUUCAUCAGUUACUUCGGAGGCCGAGGGCAGAGGCCCAGAUGGUUGGCCGUGGGUGCAGUGUUUAUAGCCGUCGGAGCAGCACUCUUCUCCUUGCCUCACUUCAUCUCCCCUCCGUACCAAAUCCUGGAGGUGAACUCGUCCCGGGGCAACGAGGGCCUGUGUAUGAACAACAACGGCAGUGGCAAGGACUUCCUGGAUGUGUCUUGUCCCAGAGACCAGGAGGGAAAUGAGCACAACCUGUACGUGGCCCUGUUCAUCAUUGCACAGAUCCUGGUAGGCAUGGGGUCGACGCCCAUCUACACCCUGGGACCCACCUACCUGGACGACAAUGUCAAGAAGGAGAAUGCCUCUCUUUAUCUAGCUGUCAUGUACGUGAUGGGAGCCCUGGGUCCGGCUGCUGGGUACCUGAUGGGAGGAGUUCUCAUCGGCUUCUACGUCGACCCCAAGACUAUCGUCAACAUCGAUCAGAGCGACCCUCGCUUCAUUGGCAACUGGUGGAGCGGCUUCCUGCUCUGUUCCAUUGCCAUGCUACUGGUCAUAUUCCCCAUGUUCGCCUUCCCCAAGAAGCUGCCUCCCAGAAACAAGAAGAAGAAGAAGAAGAGGAAAAAGAUCACCCUGGACAACGUGUCCAGCGAUGAUGACAUCUCCAAGGAGAAGGCCGACAGCAAGAGCCAGAAGGUUACAUCAUCCAUGGGCUUUGGGAAAGACAUUAAAGAGCUGCCUAAGGCUGCAGUGAGGAUCCUGAGUAAUGUCACCUUCCUGUUUGUGAGCCUGUCCUACACUGCAGAGAGCGCCAUCGUCACCGCCUUCAUCACCUUCAUACCCAAGUUCAUCGAGUCACAGUUUGGCAUCCCGGCAUCCAGCGCUAGUAUCUACACAGGUGUGAUCAUCGUGCCCAGUGCUGGGGUGGGUAUAGUCCUGGGGGGCUACAUAAUUAAGAAGCUGAAGCUGGGAGCCAGAGAGUCAGCCAAGCUGGCCAUGAUCUGUAGUGGGGUCUCUCUGCUCUGCUUCUCUACUCUGUUCAUAGUGGGCUGUGAGAGCAUCAACCUAGGAGGCAUCAACAUACCAUACACCACUGGUCCUACUCUGACUAUGACCCAUCGUAACCUGACUGGAGGGUGUAAUGUGAACUGUGGCUGUAAGAUCCAUGAGUACGCUCCAGUCUGUGGCUCAGACGGAAUCACCUACUUCAACCCCUGCCUGGCAGGCUGCAGCAGUGUGGGCAACGACAGCACAGGAAUCAGGAACUACUCUGACUGUGCGUGUGUCCAGAGCAGGCAGGUCAUCACCCCCUCCUCUAACGGCCAAGUCAACCAGCUGCAGCUGGUCAUCGUCAAGACCUACCUGAACGAGAAUGGCUAUGCCGUGUCGGGGAAGUGUGACCGCACCUGCAGCACCCUCAUUCCCUUCCUCAUCUUCCUCUUCAUCGUCACACUCAUCACGGCCUGCGCUCAGCCCUCCGCCAUCAUUGUCACUCUUAGGUCAGUAGAAGAGCAAGAGAGACCCUUUGCACUCGGGAUGCAGUUUGUUCUCCUCAGGACCCUUGCCUACAUACCUACUCCCAUCUAUUUUGGGGCGGUGAUCGACACCACCUGUAUGCUGUGGCAGCAGGACUGUGGUGUCCACGGCUCCUGCUGGGAGUACGAUGUCACUUCCUUCCGCUUCGUCUACUUUGGCCUGGCCGCCAGCCUCAAGUUCAUUGGCUUCAUCUUCAUCUUUCUCACCUGGUACUCCAUCAAGUACAAGGAAGAGCGUCUGGAGCGCUGGCUGAAACACCUCUCGCCCAUGGACACGGUGAGCGACCUCAUCUGCCACGCCGGGGGACACAAGGGACACGCCCGUACCCGCUCCUGUCCCGUUAAUAUACCACGCAAUGAACCUCCCAUCAUCCCCGUCCUCAACAGGGGCCUCAGUAGCCAGAGCUGCCCGGGGAACAGCCUGAAGAGCCUGAAAGCAAUAACCCCGCCGGCCCCUCGCCCUCCCGCUCGCUCUCUGGAACAGGUGUCUGCCCGCGUCUGAGGGCAACUCCUACCGCCCUUCCAUCCACAUUCUCUUCAAUGUCUGCCUUUCUUACUCUGGGUUCUCACUCGUAUGGUAUUAUAGUAUACGUUCACACACACACGCACAAGACGUCACUCAGACAGACAGCGGUUGGUCAACAUGUAUACAGGAAGACAUUGGGAUGGAUACCCCAGUUAGCAAAUCUUCCCUCUACCUAGUAUGUUGGUGUCCUUUUCUCUUUGGUUUGUUUUCGUCAUGGGAGGGAAUGCAUAUCAUCUCUUUAGAAAAGUGCACCUUCGAUACUUCUCGAGAACGAUCGUAGUGAUGGUAUUGUUGCGUGGCGCUAGGUGAAAAUGACAUGAAUAAUAUCCUCCAUUGCUCAGUUUUAGUGUUCAUUCUAAGACCUCAGCAAGACGAGGUGACUGAGCUACGCAGCUUGGCCAGCGAGCAUAAACUAAAUCCUCUACUAUGCAAGGUCAUUUUCUUUUCCCCCUAUUAUUCAAUGGCAAGCUGUAUUAAAAGCACACAUUGAGCAUUGCCUUCCCUUUCCAUACAAUCUGGAAAUGUCAUUCAGUAUCACCCCAGACCUGCGUGUAAUGAUGAGUGGUUGACUUGGAAAAGAUGUGUCUGGAAACAUUUUGAAUUAGAACCACUCUUCUGUGGUUACCUCAUAGACAGGCCCACAAAUAUAUCCCUCGCCGUUGUUCUAUUUCAGACACACUUGGGCUGCAUCCUAAAUGGUACUCUAUUCUCUAUAUACUGUAGUGCUAUACAUUUGACAAUGGCUGAUAGGUCUUUGGUCCAAAGUAGUGAACUACAUGGGGAAUAGGGUGCCAUUUGGGGCACAGUCUAAGUGCACUCAUGAUGACCCCCCUCAGUGUUGCUUCGUGUGUCAUGGGCUUUACAGAACGAAGGCAUCUUUUGCUUACCGAUCUCUUAUUAACAUGUCUUGUUUCAGACAAAAAUCCUAAUUGAAAUGUUUACGUCCCAAAUGGUACCUUAUUCCAUUUAUAGUGUGCCACUUUUGACCAGGGCAAGAGUAGAGCGCUACAUAGGGAAUAAGGUGCCGUUUGGCAUGCAUACAAUGUUUUAACCAACCAGACCCCCUGCUGGUUCUGUGGUGGAGCAGAACCAGACCCCCUGCUGGCUCUGUGGUGGAGCAGAACCAGACCCCCUGCUGGCUCUGUGGUGGAGCAGAACCAGACCCCCUGCUGGCUCUGUGGUGGAGCAGAACCAGACCCCCUGCUGGCUCUGUGGUGGAGCAGAACCAGACCCCCUGCUGGCUCUGUGGUGGAGCAGAACCAGACCCCCUGCUGGCUCUGUGGUGGAGCAGAACCAGACCCCCUGCUGGCUCUGUGGUGGAGCAGAACCAGACCCCCUGCUGGCUCUGUGGUGGAGCAGAACCAGACCCCCUGCUGGCUCUGUGGUGGAGCAGAACCAGACCCCCUGCUGGCUCUGUGGUGGAGCAGACCAGACCCCCUGCUGGCUCUGUGGUGGAGCAGACCAGACCAGUGCUGCUGGUGCAAAGAGAUUCUGCUGUGCUUCCCAUGAUUAGCUAAUCCACACAAACCAACCACUAUUUCACAUUUGUUAGUCAGUAGUUUAGUAAGUAUCCUCUGUCACCGGCUUUCACCUUACCUUCGAGCGAAGACUGGGAGUCUGUGGCCAGUAGUUUAGAUUAGCUUAUUAGGUCUGUAACUGGAUGCCUAGAUGAAUUGAUUUACCAACAGCAGGGCCACUUCUCCCAUGUAUUGUGUAACCGAUAAUAAUUAUUAUAAUGCAACUACUCACUAUGUCAACAAUAGAGCAUGUUCUACUGAACAACUGUCAAAGGGAUAUCAAUCAUGGCUGCUGAGGUUGUUUGUUUUGCCUUUUGGUGAAGUUUUGUUUGUAUUUGUAUUGUAUCUUUGUAUUAAUUCAAAGGACAUCAGACUAAUUUCUUAAGCAGUGCUAAAUCGAGUUUAGGGCUGGGAGUUACUAACUCCCACAGCUCAGUAAUCAAUACAAUUACAUGGACAGAGGCGACCUGAUUCUAGAUCAGCACUACUUCUCGGAGACUAGUGAUACAAGCUGGAGGGCAACAAGAUCGUUGAAACAAGUAGUUCAUGGGUGUAACAUGCAAUAUUCAAGUACAUAUUGCUUUUGGUUUUACAGGGUGUUUUAGGACACCUGCUAGUCAGAUGUGGUAAGCAAUAUUGUAGAAAUACUCCAAAUGAAGCUGUGGUGUUUCCCCAAGCGAAAUAACUAGACAAUUAUUUGGUGGAAUAAUCGUAAUUUUCAGUUUAUUUUAACACUUAAAUAUUAGAAGCUAAAAUUAUGCUUUUCUAUGUAUCUAUGUUGAAUUUGGGCAGGUGGAACAGCACUGAGCCUGUAAACAACAAAUUUCACUUCACCUAUCCGGUGUAUGUAACAAUAAAACAUUAUUAUUACUUCCAUGAUACAAUGUGGCUGUUGGUUUAGAGUUAAUAGCGUUAAAACUAUGGGAUAUUAUAACAUGUUACCGUUAAUAUGGAAGGGUACCAAAACUCUUUAUAGUAAAAUGACUGACAUUGUCAGCUAGAAUAACAGUGUAAUGCAUCCGAUAGUAGUUGUGAUAGACAUAAUUGCUGCAUGUAAUAAUUUUUCAGGACUCCAGACACUAUUAUUAAUGGAAAUAAGUCACAUAACUCUUAGUCAAACAUUCCAUUUCAUGUGAAAGAAAAAGUAGAAUACAUAGAGUAAAUCGGGUGCAAAUUAAUCACAAUUCUAGCUAGACUACAUUUUGCGACAAGGAUUCUCCUAACUUUAGUGUUAUUGAAUCGGUUAGUGAAAGGCUACAGUAUUAUGUUUCUCAGUGCCUACUUUUCCUACUAAUUGAUUGAAGUUGAGAUGUUGCUGAUUCUGAAAUGCUCUUGACUUCAUGUAAUGGAACUCAAUGAUAAGACUGACUGUGGACUGUGAAGAAUUUGACUCUAGGAUUUUUGAUUGACUUGCUGCCAUCAUUUGACCUUUUCAACCUAUACUGUACCUAUAGUACCAGGAUGUUUGCUGCAGAAUUCUGGUACUCUUGUGAUCCUCACCGGCAAACCUACUGUUCCUCUGGAGCUAGGAGAGAGGAGCUCUCACUCUUACCGCCCUGUGUAGUGCUGUUUAUUAGUCUUUGUAUGUGGCAUAAAAUAAGGAUUUGACCUGGAUGUCACCAUAAGGACUAUUUCAGGUAGAUUGUAGAUUUAUGUUUUUUGUGUUUUUUUUGCAGUAUUAUAUUUAUUUAAUUUCAAAUGACAGUGUUUUAAUGACAAGUUAAUGCCUCUGCUAUAUGGUUGACAUCAUAAGAAAGAAAAUGUACAUUGUUUGUGGACACACUGUUUACAAAUUCCUUCGAUACUUGACAUCUGUCAAUUAAAAUUCCGAAAAAUAAAUAUUGAAUUG